AUGGCAAGCAGGGUUGAUGCUUCUGUAUACAAAAGCUUAAUUGGGAUUUUGUUGUAUUUUUCAGCCACUAGACCUAAUAUAAUGUACUCGGCAAGUUUACUUUCAAGAUUUAUGCAAUCUCUUAGUCAAGUUCACUAUGGUAUGGCUAAAAGAGUUUUGAGAUAUAUCAUAGUGGUGUUUUCUCCUAAAAUUCAAAAAAGCAAGAUGUGGUGGUUUAAUCUUCAGCUGAAGCUGACUAUCACAAAGAAUCUAGUGCAACAUGGCAGAACUAAGCACAUCAAUGUGAAAUUUUAUGUAGUUAGAGAAGUUAAAAAACUUGGUGUAGUAAAUUUAAUGCACUGUAACUUUGAGUACCAAAUUCCUGACAUAAUGACCAAAGAUCUUCUAAAAGCAAUGUUUGAAUUUCUUGGGGCUAAUCUUUGA
Durio zibethinus is the source of this 423-nucleotide messenger RNA. The record is from RefSeq and is a predicted model, not a curated record. NCBI's taxonomy places the organism in Eukaryota, Viridiplantae, Streptophyta, Magnoliopsida, Malvales, Malvaceae.